Molecule: messenger RNA, 2517 nt
Organism: Botrytis byssoidea
Lineage: Eukaryota; Fungi; Ascomycota; Leotiomycetes; Helotiales; Sclerotiniaceae
Exons: 4
Coding region: 1-2517 (838 amino acids)
Source: RefSeq, a predicted model, not a curated record
AUGGAACGACUAACAAUCAAUGGUUCUCAGUCAGGGGAUAAAUCUGACAGCGCUGAAGAUUCCUCUCUCGACCGACUAAAGAACGUCAACAGCCUUGAAAGUUGCGAAGUCUGCACCAAGAUCUUCUCAAUAUUCAAGCUACCAUUCGAACACGAGAAUACCACCGUAGAAUUGGGUCAAGUCUCAGAUAUACUCAACAGUAGCUGCGUUCACACGACCUUCGUCGAAAAACACAGACCACUAUGGCCAUUUCCCGCUCAAUAUGAGAACCAGCCACUAACGCUCGGAAAGAAUCGGAACGAAACUUCUGCGAAUCUGAGAAUCUAUUGGAACACGGAAAAUGCACAAGGUGUUCAGUUAGGUUGGCCAUUCGGUCUGAUUAGGAAAGAGACUGAGGCCGAACAUCCGGGUCGGGUUCGUAUGCUUGAUCCGAAAUGGGUUGAUGUUGAGGUCCUUCGAAACUGGCGAACUCGAUGUAUUGAAGACCAUGGUGACGCCUGUCAUCAGCAUAAAAUAUCGAACUUGGAGUCAACUCGUCCUCUGCGGUUGAUUGAUGUUGAAAAGGGGUGCAUUGUGAUUACUGAAGAGGAAGAACCAGUAGACAAAUACGUGACUCUUUCCUAUACCUGGGGACAAACAAAGAACUUCGUAGCUUUGAAAAGCAACUUCGAGCACCUUCGGCAGCCAGGCGUGUUUUUGAACGGUGAUAUUGCUGCGCAGAUUCCUCAAACAAUUCGCGAUGCCAUUGCCAUUGUUAGGGUUUUGGGAGAGAAAUAUCUCUGGGUAGAUAGUCUUUGUAUUGUUCAAGAUGACGAUGAGCCAAAAUGGCAAGAACUUCAAAGAAUGCACUUGAUAUACGCCAACUCAUUUCUUUGUCUGAUUGCUGAAGAAGGGAACUCAAGUCAUGGGCUUCGCGGCAUAAAAGGGGUAUCGUUCGAAAGAAAAAUCGAACAAGAAAUCUAUGAUCUUGCCGGAGGGGAGAAACUCACACACCAGAACGAGUCUUGGGAAGCUUCUCCUCAUGCUAAAGAAGGCUAUCGUAGUCGAGCCUGGACCUUCCAAGAGUAUAUAUUUGCAAAACGUCGACUGGUUUUCGGUACAGGACCCUUGACAUGGCAGUGCAACUCAGAAGCCUGGUAUGAAAACUUGAUGCCAUUUCCAGAGGCAGGUGCGCAUUUUGCUAGAGAAGACAAUUCGGGGCAGUUUGGUUGGAUGAAAUUACAGUUGCCAACUUUACAAGCGCUGUCAGGUCUUGUUGAUAGUUUCAAUGCCAAACUCUUGACGUAUCCUGAAGACGUGUCGCGGGCUUUUGCUGGUAUUCAGUCAUAUUUGCGCCGUUCAUAUCAGGGUGGACUAAUUUUCGGCUUACCAGAAUUCUUCUUCGACAUUGCCCUGUUCUGGUAUGGCGAAUUUGACUCCAGCAGAAGAAAAGUUUCCUCGAAUUUCCCUGGCAAUGCAACCCACAAUGGCCUACCAAGCUGGUCAUGGAUGGGAUGGAAUGGUCAUAUACGUUUCCCAGAAGACUGCGAAUUUGAAUCGAUCAAAUCCAUUGAUCUCGUUGGAUUUACUGAACCUGUGACUGAAUGGUACAUCAUGGAAACUCCUGAAUCAAAAACAAGACGUAAAAUUUCUUCCCAGUGGCAUCAAUACAGAACCGGUGUGAUCGAAAAUGAUGUCGGAUGGGUGAAGAAGGAAUACGAACUAGGUCCACCGCUCGCAAAUGGAUUUUACCGGUCAAAAGAUCUCCGCUCUCAUACUUAUAGCCACGAAUCACAGUCGGGACCCACGUUAUACUGGUAUACACUCCCAUCCGUGGAGCCUCAAAAUUCUCCACGUAUCCAUCCUCAGACCCAAUAUUUGUACUGCGAGACCACCCGAGCAUUCUUAUACGGCACAACCGACAAACUCUGCGACUUCCGCAGCAAAUAUCGUCUCCAGCUCAUCGUCGAUGACGCAGGAGUCUUCGCCGGUGGCAUCACCCUCGGAACCAAUUAUCUCCGCGACAGUAACCGUCUACGAGACGGUGUCCCUACCACAGUAGGCUCCAACCGUAUGGAAUUCGUCGCUAUUGCGAAAGGAUGGACGUCGAUGUUCACCGAAUGCAAGGUUAAUGAGAAGAUUGGUCUUGGGGAAUAUCUCUCGAGGUAUGAGGUGCCGGAUGGGGAGGAGGGGGAGGAGGGGGAUGAGGAGAAUGUGAGGAAGUGGAAGGUGGAGAGGGCUGCGAAGGAAGAUUGUGUUUUUGUGCUUUGGGUUGAGUGGAUGCAUGGGGUGGCGUUUAGAUUGGGGACAGGGAUUGUUUUAGAAAAGGCUUGGGAGAGGGUCUACAAAAGAGCCGAGGACGAGGACCUUUCCCAGAUUUACCCACGCGCUGAGGCAAGCACUGACGAGGAUGUUUCCCAAGUCUAUCGCAGAGCUGAAAAUGAACAUUUAUCGCAGGUGUACAAGAGAGCGGGAGACGAGGAGAUCUCUCAGGUAUACGAGCGUGCUGAAGAUGAGGAUCUUUUCCAAUUCUACUAG